ACACAAGGCGGAAGAGACGUGGCACAUAAACAGAGACAGGAAGAGAGCAGCUCGCCACAAGUUUACUAAUGACAUCUCCUGGAACCUUUGUACAUGGGCUUUUUCCACCACAGCGUGAAUGUUAGCCGUACGACAUCCCCUUGGUCCACCGGUACUUGAUUAAAGUCUGUGUUACAGGAGGCUAUGGGGCUUUGCAAGUGUCCAAAGAGAAAGGUGACCAAUCUAUUCUGCUUUGAGCAUCGUGUAAAUGUGUGUGAACAUUGCCUAGUCUCCAACCACAACAAGUGCAUUGUGCAAUCAUACCUGCAAUGGCUUCAGGACAGUGACUAUAACCCAAACUGUCUUCUGUGCAAUAAUCCACUGAUAUCUGAAGACACAGUCCGGCUCAUCUGUUAUGAUGUAUUUCACUGGUCCUGUCUCAACGACUUAGCAACCCGCCUGCCCCUCCAUACGGCUCCAGCGGGAUACCAGUGUCCCAGCUGUCAGGGUCCAGUGUUUCCCCCCUCCAACCUGGCCAGCCCAGUUGCUGAUGUGCUUAAAGAGCAGCUUUCAUCAGUUAACUGGGCUAGAGCGGGUUUAGGGAUGCCACUAAUUGACGAGCCAGUUGGCAUCUUAGAAGAGGCCACAGCCAAUGAUGUCACAGACUACACGGACUGGUCAGCAUUCGAUGCACAACAACAAAGUCACCUUUACCACAGCCACUCUUACAAUGCCAGCCUCAGCCAAGCACCAAAUGCGUCACCUACAGUGGAAGACAACUUCGGGUCUCCUCAUAAGCAUGCCGAUCCAAAUAUGCAGGAUCAGUCUGUAGUCAACUUUCCUGCAACGACGACAUGUGACACAAUUACUAUUCACGCAGGCUCAUCACCAAGAAAGAUCUACGACACGCGAGACAGCAGCUCUGUCACACAGAUCGACUUUGACGAUGACAAGUACAGACGACGACCAGCAUUAAGCUGGUUUGCUCAAAUUCUCAAGAACCGCUCAGGGGCUAAGCGAAGAUCUUUCUCCUGGAAGCAGCGAGUCUUCAUGCUGCUUCUGGUUGGAGUGCUAGGAUUCUUCACAUUGAUCAUCAUAAUGGCCAAACUUGGUCGUGCCUCAGCGAGUUCAGACCCAAAUUUAGAUCCUCUAUUAAACCCCCAUAUCCGUGUGGGCAAAAACUGAAAUAUUACUCUCCCCCCAUCUGUUGCACAACAUCCGCGUGUGAAGAAAAGCCGAGGUGGGGCACUGUAGUACAAGAUUUGACCACCAGAGUGAGCCAUUUACCAACCUGGAAUCGUAAAAUUGGGUCAAUCCUAAUUUACUUUCUCGUCAGCACAAACAAACCUUCCCUGUAAAGACAAGAAAAGCUGAAUACGGGAAUACUAAUGGGAAUAAUAUUUAUUUAUUUUGAGUUAAUCCAACCUGCCCUUGGAUGUAUAUAUUUUUUGUAAUGUACCGUAAAUGAAAUAUUCCCCCCAUUAGAAAAACUAAUUGCAUAAGUGCAUCAGAACUGGAGUUUUAAACAAAUAACUAAAUAAUUACGUGUGUGUUUUCGGGUUUUAUUUUAUUUUCAAAUUUAGUGCUUUUAAAUACUUUAUAUGCUGCUGUUUGGGGGUUGGUUUUAGGUUGUGUAUUAUAUCUGCAGCAGUACAUAUUCACUGAUUUGAGUCUGUUGUAUCACCUGAUCAAUCUAUUGAGUAUUCUGUACAAUAAAUUAUGCUGUGGGGGAGAAUUA
Molecule: messenger RNA, 1717 nt
Organism: Nerophis lumbriciformis (worm pipefish)
Lineage: Eukaryota; Metazoa; Chordata; Actinopteri; Syngnathiformes; Syngnathidae
Source: RefSeq, a predicted model, not a curated record